AUGGCUCCUGUUUUGAAGGAAUUGCGAAGAGGUAUCGUCUAUUCAAGCAGUGCACAAAAGAUUUGGAUAGGAUUCAAGGAACGAUUUGACAAAAUCAAUGCGACCAGAAUCUAUCACAUGCACAAAGAAAUUGGUGAUUUGACUCAAGGUACUUUGAGUGUUUCAAUCUUUUUUUCACGUCUAAAUGACUUAUGGGAUGAUUUUGAGUCUGUGAUCCCAUUUCCUGGAUGUGAUUGUGAAAAAUCAAAGACAUUUGUAGAGUACUUGCACCUGCAGAAGACAAUGAAGUUUCUUAUGGGACUUAAUGAAACUUACUCGCCUCAAACAAGUCAGAUUCUUAUGAUGGAUCCAACACCAGGUCUCAAUCAAUGGAUUUGUCAUGAUUGGAGCGAUGAUCAUUGCAUAAAAUUGUUGAAGAACUGCUAUGAAGCGCUUCCUGCGAAUGGAAAAGUCAUAAUUGUUGAGUGCAUACUUCCAGAAGCCCCAGACACAUCAGCUGCCACAAAGAGUAAAGUACAUGGUGAUAUUAUUAUGUUAGCACAUAACCCAGGAGGCAAAGAAAGAACUGAGAAAUAA
Molecule: messenger RNA, 576 nt
Organism: Capsicum annuum
Lineage: Eukaryota; Viridiplantae; Streptophyta; Magnoliopsida; Solanales; Solanaceae
Product: nicotinate N-methyltransferase 1-like
Exons: 2
Coding region: 1-576 (191 amino acids)
Molecular function (GO): O-methyltransferase activity
Source: RefSeq, a predicted model, not a curated record